Salvia hispanica is the source of this 3616-nucleotide messenger RNA. Lineage: Eukaryota; Viridiplantae; Streptophyta; Magnoliopsida; Lamiales; Lamiaceae. The record is from RefSeq and is a predicted model, not a curated record.
AAUUUAUUUGCGUUAUCUUAAAUAUUGUGCCUCACAAAAAUAACCUCAGCUUUUUAGUUACCCCCAAAUCAAACCUACAAUCCGUAAAUUCUAACGCCAGAAAAAUCCCUCUCUCUCUGCGAUCAAGGCAAACCUCUCCACCGCAGCAAUUGUCAUCAGGAAAGAGGCAAUUUCAGCUCCUAAGCUUCGAUUUCGAAUAGGCUACCAAAUUUUAGUAGAAGAUGGAUGAGUAUCAGGAGAGGGAGAGGUUCGGCAUGGAUAAUGAUUAUGAGGAUGGCCAGUGGAUUGGUGGCGAGUUUUAUGGCAAGCGCAGACAGAAACGUGUGCAGACGAAAGAUGAUGUUCUUUAUGGCGUGUUUGCCUCUGGUGACAGUGACUCCGACGAGGGGUUUGGGUCGAAAAACAAGCGCAGGAAGGAUUCGUCGAAGAAGGCGGAUUACUCUAAGCCAGUCAGUUUUGUUUCGACUGGUACGGUUAUGCCCAGUCAGGAGAUUGAACAUAAUUCCAAGGAGGAUAUUGAUGUAAUGGAUGAGGAUGAUGUCAAACCUGCUGGUUUAGGCCUUGGGUUUGGUUCUGCUUCUUCGAGAAAGGCAAAUGAAGACAAGGAAGAAGAUGAUGACUUCUUGCCUACUGCCCUUGGUAAGAUUAUCAGGGAAGGUGCGAAGUUGCGGGAAGAGAAGGAAAAGGAGAAGGCUAGGGCAGCCAAAAAAUCAUCUCAAGCUAGCAAGAGGGACUUGGACCCGAAUGGUGUUGGUGAAUUUGAGAAACAUACCAAGGGUAUUGGAAUGAAGUUGCUAGAGAAGAUGGGCUACAAGGGUGGCGGUCUUGGUAAAAACGAGCAGGGAAUUACGGCUCCUAUUGAGGCCAAGCUUCGGCCUAAGAAUAUGGGAAUGGGUUUUAAUGACUAUAAAGAAGCCGUUCGUCCAGCAAUACAGGAAGUAGAUGAAAAAUCUGUUCCACGUCCCACCCAUUCUCUAGAAGGUCGCACUAAUGAGAAGCUUUGGUCAAAGAAAGUUUCAAAGAAGAAGGCUUAUAUAACAGCUGCAGAAUUGUUGGCCCAAAAGGAAGAGAAAGGUUUUGAAGUUGUUCAGAAGGUUUUUGAUAUGAGAGGGCCACAAGUUCGGGUUUUGACAAAUUUGGAAAACUUGAAUGCAGAAGAAAUAGCCAGGGAAAAUGAUGUACCGAUGCCCGAACUUCAGCAUAAUAUCAAAUUGAUAGUUGAUAUAAUUGAGCAUGACAUUCAGAAACUUGACAGUAAUUUGAGGAACGAAAAGGAAACUGUCGUUGCUUUACAGAAGGAAAAGGAGAAGCUGCAACAGGAGGCUCAUGAACAGAAACAGCGGCUUGGAAACAUGGAGGAGAUAAUAGCUGUAUUGGAUCAGUUGGGUGAGAAGAGCUCGUCAGGAUUGUUAACUCUAGAAUCACUUGCUAAUUCAUUUGUAGACUUGCAGACAAGAUUUCCCGAUGAAUACACAUUGUGCAACUUAUCUUGCAUUGCGUGCUCGCAUGCUCUGCCUCUAUUUAUUAGAAUAUUUCAGGGAUGGGACCCACUUCAGAAUCCAACUCAUGGAACUAAGGUUGUAUCACUGUGGAAGAAACUGUUGCAAGGUAAAGAUUCUUUGAAUUUCUCUGGUACAGCUUCUCCAUACGUGCAGCUGCUUAUGGAAGUUGUAUUUCCUGCCGUAAGAAUAUCUGCGACCAACUCUUGGCAGGCAAGGGAUGCAGAACCCAUGCUUAGGUAUUUGGAAUCUUGGGAAGAACUCUUGCCUCCUUCUAUCCUACAGGCCAUACUCAACAUGGUUGUUAUGCCAAAAAUAUCAGCUGCUAUAGACUCUUGGGAUCCACGUGGAGAAACUAUUCCCAUCCAUAAAUGGAUCCACCCUUGGUUACCAUUGUUGGGGCACGAGUUCGAGAGUUUCUAUCACACGAUCCGCGAUAGAUUUGCCAGUGUUCUUCAUGCUUGGCACCCAAGUGAUGGAUCAGCUUUUGCCAUAUUGUCUCCUUGGAAAACUGUCUUUGAACCUGCCAGUUGGGAGCACUUAAUGGUUCAGCACAUCAUUAAAAAACUAUCGAUUGUCAUGCAUGAAUUCCAAAUAAAUCCAGCCAAUCAGAGUCUCGAUCAAUUUAAUUGGGUCGUAAAAUGGGCGUCUGUUAUUCCUACUCAUCACAUGCUGCCGUUAAUGGAUGUUUUCUUUAAUAAGUGGCAAGAAGUGCUUUAUCAUUGGUUGUGUUCGAAACCAAAUUUUGACGAAGUGACCCAGUGGUAUCUCAACUGGAAAGAGCUCCUUCCUCAAGAACUUCAGGCAAAUGAGCAUAUCCGGUAUAGGCUUAAUCUUGGUUUGGCCAUGAUGAACCAGGCGGUUGAAGGCAUGGAGGUGGCUCCACCUGGAUUGAAAGAGAAUAUUAGCUAUCUCAGGGUGCACGAGCAAAGGCAGUUUGAAACUCAUAAAAAAGCCGCUGCACAAGCUCAACAUAGGACCAUGCCAGGUUUGGAUGAUAUUCCAGCAGAGGGCAUUAGUGGUGGAAACAAGAUGAGCUUGAAAGAAGUUAUUGAAAUCUAUGCUCAGCAAAAUGGUUUGCUGUUCAAGCCCAAACCUGGUAGAAUGCUAGAUGGGCAUCAAAUAUAUGCAUUUGGUAAUAUAAGCAUAAUUGUAGAUUCCCUCAACGAAAAGGUGUUUGCCCAGACUGAGGACAGAUGGCCCCUCGUAUCACUUGAGCAACUGCUGGAAUUGCAAAGGCCUUCUACGAUGAGCCGUUAAUGAGCUUCAGAAACUCCUUAAAAGUGUUAAACUGCAUGAUUCUCUUCGCAAUUCUGUUGUGUCUGGUGAAGCUUGGCAUCUAAAUCUUAUCAUUACCAUUUGAGUAAAAGGUAAUCAUCAGAGCAAUUAUGAUGCAGGUGGUUAAUUUGAACAAACCUGUGGCCUAGCUAUUAUGUGUCUCUCUCAAGGUGGACCUAGGUAUAUUGAUUUGAGUAUAGUCUAGCUAGUUUAUAUUUAUCACUGCUGUAAUUUUCUUGGCAUUUGUUAUAAGUUUUAACUUUUUCUAUAGAAUUGGGGUUGAGAAAGUGAGGCCACUUCUCAUACGUAUGUUAGCUAACACCAUUUAUAUCAUUUGGCUUGAAAACAUUUUUCUUUCCCCCUUUACCCUCCCGAUCUCCAGUUGAGCAAGGACUGACCCCCUCGAUAAGCUCGAUCGAACCAGACGCCGACGCCCCCCCUGGUGAAGACUGGCGAGGACGCGGAUUACAGUGAUUGAUAAGAAAUACAGGACUAAUUGGCAAUUUGACGCAUUCUGUUGAAUCAGAUGGUGUCACUAUUUUAUUUGUGGGUAUGGUUCCUUCAUCGUCUUCUACCAUUAGUAGGGCAUUUGCUGUGCCGGACUGCUCGGAGGGGUACGAUACCGGCACGGAGCGUUGCAGGUGUCGAGGUGCAGCAUGGGAUGCUGUGGGGAUGUCGAGAGAGGGGUGGGAGAUUGGUCUCGGAGGUACGGUCCAGCACCAAGAGGGAUGCACGCGGCGGAGAGAGGGUCGGGCUGGUUCGAUGUUUUUUAAAAAUAAAUUUAUAAUUAUAAAUACAAAUACAUUUCACGUUUAUUUCAUCCAUUUUCCUGUCUUUCA